Molecule: messenger RNA, 840 nt
Organism: Rhizoctonia solani
Lineage: Eukaryota; Fungi; Basidiomycota; Agaricomycetes; Cantharellales; Ceratobasidiaceae
Product: Retrotransposable element Tf2 protein
Exons: 2
Coding region: 1-840 (279 amino acids)
Biological process (GO): DNA integration
Molecular function (GO): nucleic acid binding
Source: RefSeq, a predicted model, not a curated record
AUGUUGCCCAAUCUUGUCUUUGCCAACAUUGCCCUAGUACUACCAGAAAAAGAGUUACAGUGCCAGAUUGAGUCAUCCCUGGAUCAGGAUGAAUCUCUGGGAGAAAUUCUCCAGUUCCUCCAAAACAAGUCAAAGGCCCCUCCAUCAAUCAAACGUGCAUUCAAGGACUAUGAAAUGGAAGCCAGCUUGUUAUUCUACCAAGGCUGCAUUGUAGUCCCAGAUGACAUCCCAGCAGGCAAAGGACCCUUGAACUUGUUUCACGCAAUUAUUACUGGCCUGGUAUCCGUGCCAACAUACUGGCAUGUCAAUUCCUGUGAAACCUGCCAGCAAAUAAGGAAGCCCAAGUAUGCCUCAAUUCCCCUGCAACCAUUGGAACUCCCCACAUGUCCUUGGGAGCAUAUUUCAUACAACAUGAUUGUGGAUCCUCCCAAGGAUGGUAACUACAACUCCAUCUUUUUUGUGGAUAGUUUCACCAAAUAUGUAAUCCUGGUGGAAUGCUCCAAAAAACUCAAGGCGCCAGAAUUGGCCAACUUAUUCCUACACCACGUAUGGAAGAAGUAUGGCAUGCCAGAGAAGACUGUAUCAGACCAUGGAUGUGUGUUCAACAACAAAUUCCUGAGAGCUCUGUACCAACGCCUGGGAAUAGAUCCCCAUUCCUCCUCCACUUACCACCCUCAGAGCAACGGACAAACAGAACAUGUCAAACCAUCCGUUGAACACUUCCUGAGGGCAUACUCUGGCAUUAACCAGAGGGACUGGGUCAAAUGGCUCCCCAUGGCGGAAUUUGCUUAUAACACGCUGUCCACAACGCUACCAGCAAGACCCCCUUCAGGGCACUAA